Messenger RNA from Selaginella moellendorffii, 2421 nucleotides. RefSeq names its product subtilisin-like protease SBT5.4. The coding region runs from base 1 to 2421 and encodes 806 amino acids. The transcript is spliced from 11 exons. NCBI's taxonomy places the organism in Eukaryota, Viridiplantae, Streptophyta, Lycopodiopsida, Selaginellales, Selaginellaceae. Gene Ontology annotation, biological process: proteolysis. Gene Ontology annotation, molecular function: serine-type endopeptidase activity. The record is from RefSeq and is a predicted model, not a curated record.
AUGAGAUAUGAUAUCGACGUGGACGUGGACCUGUUAGUUCAGUGCUCAAUCUCCUGCUGCAAACAAAACAACAAAAAUCCCCCACGAGUAAAGACUAAAGUGACGAAAGAGGCCAAGCCAUUACUGUUUCUUGGGGGCCGGCUUUCUUCGUCAUCUGGUUUCGUCAAGAAGAAAGGACGAGAUCAAGGAGACACUCACAUUGUCUAUUUGGGGAAUGUCAAUAAAUCCCUCCAUCCAGACGCUGUUACAAGCUCCCAUCACGCACUCCUUGGGGAUGUUCUAGGAAGUGUCAAAGCUGCCAGAGAAUCAAUCGGUUUUAGCUACAGGCAUGGAUUUAGUGGCUUCUCGGCUCGUUUGACAGAAGAACAAGCUGCUAAACUCUCUGGCCUCCCAAACGUCUUGUCCGUCUUUCGCAAUGAAAUCCACACGGUCCACACCACAAACUCAUGGGAAUUUCUGGGACUCUAUGGAAGCGGAGAGAAAUCCUUGUUUGGUGCUAGUGAAGCUACUGAAUCAUCGUGGUUAUGGAAGAAAUCAAAAUUCGGCAAAGACGUUAUCAUUGGUGUUUUGGAUUCAGGAGUAUGGCCAGAGUCGGAAAGCUUUUCGGAUCAUGGCAUGGGACCAAUCCCCGAAAGAUGGAAAGGAACUUGCGAAACUGGGGAGCAAUUCAACGCUUCGCACUGCAACAAGAAACUUAUCGGUGCAAGAUUCUUUUCUCACGGCCUACAGGAUGGUCCUGAGGCUUAUGCAAAAGCACACCAAGAAGUUCUUUCUCCGAGAGAUGUUCACGGCCACGGAACUCACACGGCUUCCACUGCCGGAGGCCGAUUCGUGAAAAACGCAAACUGGCUUGGCUACGCAAAAGGCACUGCAAAGGGUGGCGCUCCAGACUCACGCCUCGCGAUCUAUAAGAUCUGCUGGAGAAACAUCACGGAGGGCAAUGUAAGGUGCUCGGAUUCUCACAUUCUCAGCGCAUUUGAUAUGGGAAUCCACGAUGGCGUAGAUAUUUUUUCUGCAUCGAUCAGUGGAUUGGACGAUUACUUCCAGCACGCACUGUCGAUCGGUUCAUUCCAUGCCAUGCAGAAAGGCAUUGUGGUGGUAGCUUCUGCUGGAAACGACCAGCAAACUAUGGGUCCUGGCUCUGUGCAAAAUGUAGCUCCUUGGGUCAUCACUGUUGGAGCGAGCACUCUUGAUCGAUCCUAUUUUGGAGACCUUUACCUUGGCAACAAUAAAUCAUUUCGGGGCUUUAGUAUGACGAAGCAAAGAUUAAAAAAGCGGUGGUAUCAUCUUGCUGCGGGAGCCGAUGUUGGCUUGCCAACUUCCAACUUUUCAGCCAGGCAAUUGUGUAUGAGCCAGUCUUUGGAUCCCAAGAAAGUCCGGGGAAAGAUUGUGGCAUGCUUGAGAGGGCCGAUGCAUCCAGCAUUCCAAUCAUUCGAAGUUUCUCGAGCUGGUGGAGCUGGGAUUAUCUUUUGCAACUCCACUCUAGUCGAUCAAAAUCCUGGAAAUGAAUUUCUUCCCUCGGUUCACGUCGAUGAAGAAGUUGGACAAGCCAUCUUUUCAUAUAUCAAAUCUACAAGAAAUCCUGUAGCGGAUAUACAGCAUCAGAUAUCAUUGAGAAAUCAAAAGCCUGCUCCUUUCAUGGCACCUUUUUCAUCCUCUGGUCCCAACUUCAUUGAUCCAGACAUUCUCAAGCCGGAUAUUACAGCUCCAGGAGUAAAUAUUCUAGCAGCAUACACUCAAUUCAACAACUCUGAAGCACCAUACCAAUUUUCAUCUGGAACCUCCAUGUCUUGCCCUCACGUCACUGGGAUUGUCGCCCUACUAAAAUCCUAUCGCCCAGCCUGGAGUCCAGCAGCAAUCAAAUCAGCCAUAGUAACAACAGGUUACUCAUUCGAUAAUCUUGGAGAACCAAUCAAGAAUUCAUCACGAGCUCCUGCAUCACCCUUUGAUUUUGGUGGAGGGCAUGUAAAUCCAAAUGCUGCUGCACACCCUGGCCUAGUAUACGACGCCAACGAGCAAGACUACAUUGGAUAUCUCUGCAGUCUGGGAUACAACCAGACUGAACUUCAGAUCCUCACGCAAACUUCCGCUAAGUGUCCCGACAACCCCACAGACCUCAACUAUCCAUCCAUUGCCAUCUACGAUUUGCGCCGCAGCAAAGUCUUGCACAGGCGAGUGACGAACGUGGACGAUGAUGCGACGAACUACACGGCAUCUAUCGAGGCACCGGAGAGUGUGUCGGUGUCGGUUCAUCCGUCGGUGCUGCAGUUCAAGCACAAGGGCGAGACGAAAACAUUCCAGGUGAUAUUUAGAGUGGAGGACGACUCAAACAUUGAUAAGGAUGUUUUCGGGAAGCUGAUAUGGAGCAACGGAAAGUAUACGGUCACUAGCCCCAUUGCAGUCAACCCAAGCAGAUCAUAA